[Torrubiella] hemipterigena is the source of this 3069-nucleotide messenger RNA. Lineage: Eukaryota; Fungi; Ascomycota; Sordariomycetes; Hypocreales; Clavicipitaceae. The record is from the annotation of a GenBank genome assembly.
AUGGAGCAGUUCUUGGGAAGAGGCACGAACAAGGCCCCGCGCGGGGCUUCAACCGACGUCACUAUGUUUGAAAAAUCCCUAUACGACCUGAUAAAGGGCAUACGAAGCCACAAAGGAAAUGAGAAGCAAUAUAUUCAGAAGGUUCUGAAGGAAUGCCGGGCGGAGGUUCGCAGCCAGGACAUGGAUGUCAAGGCGACGGCUCUCCUAAAGCUUGUAUAUCUCGAAAUGGUUGGCCACGACAUGUCUUGGGCAUCGUUCCAUGUGCUCGAGGUCAUGUCGUCUCCAAAGUACCACCAAAAGCGCGUGGGUUACUUGGGCGCCGUCCAGAGCUUUCGAACCGAUACCGAGGUGCUGAUGCUUGCAACAAACUUGCUUAAAAAGGACUUGAGCGCGACAUCACCCAUUGUCAUGUCCCUUCCGAUAGCCGCCUUGCCUCAUGUAAUUACACCAUCCCUUGCUCUCUCGACGCUCGCCGAUUUGUUGCCACGCCUGGGCCAUAGCCAUGCGAACAUCCGGAAGAAGUCUUUGGUUACUCUGUAUCGUCUGGCAUUGGUGUAUCCGGAAACCCUACGAGCCGCUUGGCCAAAGAUUAAAGAACGUUUGAUGGACCCAGAUGAGGACUCGAGCGUCACAGCUGCCAUCGUUAAUGUUAUUUGCGAGCUUGGAUGGCGUCGGCCUCACGACUUCCUUCCACUCGCUCCCCGAUUGUUUGAGCUAUUGGUCGAUGGGAAUAACAACUGGAUGGCUAUCAAGCUGAUUAAAUUGUUUGCAAUUCUGACGCCCAUGGAGCCCAGAUUAACAAGAAAGCUGCUACCGCCUCUUACGAAUAUUAUUAGAACAACACCAGCCAUGUCCCUUCUAUACGAAUGCAUUAACGGAAUUAUCCAAGGUGGUAUCCUGAGCGAUGAGAGCUCCGACACGGACGAGAUUGCUACUCUCUGUGUUAGCAAACUGCGAGGAAUGAUAACAAUCAACGGAGAUCCUAAUUUGAAAUACGUUGCGCUGCUUGCUUUCAACAAGAUUGUCCUCACUCAUCCACAUCUUGUAUCAGAGCAAGAGGAUGUUAUCUUGGACUGCAUCGACAAUCCUGAUAUUACAAUCCGCAUACAAGCUCUUGACCUAUUCCAGGGAAUGGUGUCUGCUGAUAAUCUCACCCCCAUCGUUAGCCGUCUCAUGAAACAACUUAAGCUUGCAGCAGCAAAUGAUGGGCGAGAUGAUUCUGCUACUGCAUCUGUUGAUUCCAGUUACGAUUCGGAUGGUGAGCCAAAACCACCAACCCAAGCGUCGAAGCCUCGGUCUCAGUCACCGCCACUGCCUGAAGACUAUCGCCUCGACGUUGUCUCGAAGAUUUUACAAAUGUCUUCAAAAGACAAUUACGCCAACAUUACAGAUUUUGACUGGUACAUUGACAUCUUGACACAACUUGUCCGUAUCAUGCCCAUCACGACACCUAGCAGUGAUGAUGAGAGCGGCCUGGCGAGAGGCUCAACAACAAGCUCGGUGUCAAAGCGAAUCGGUAAUGAGUUGCGCAAUGUCGCUGUCAAAGUGCGCGCUAUGCGAUCAACUGCUGUCCGGGCAGCAGAUGAUAUCAUUUACCAACUACUCAAAAUUACUCCUGUUGGCCAUUCUGUGACUUCAGACACACUGCAAGCUGUUGUCUGGAUUCUGGGUGAAUAUUGCCAACUUCUCCAAAAUGCGGAUGAUACUCUCAGCAAUCUGCUUCAGCUGAUCCCUCGUGUUGGCUCAGUUGAUGUCAGUAUUGUCAUGAUUCAGGCGAUUGCGAAGAUCUUUGCUGCCGUGGCUGGUGAUGCCACAGAGCCGUGGACUGCGGAGCGCAAAUCUCGGAUUGCGCUACUUAUGGCGCGUAUUCUACACGUAGCAGAACCAUUUGCGCUGCAUCCAAACCUGGAAAUCCAGGAAAGAGCAUCCGAAUUUAUCGAACUGAUGAAGCUGACUGCGGAAGCUGCUGCUGGCCAGCCGGCAUCAACCAACGAAGCGCCACAAGACGCACCACUUCUCCUUACACAAGCGAUCCCAUCGCUGUUUAAUGGUUGGGAAUUAAAGUCCGUUGCUGUUGGUGCCCAAUAUCAUGUUCCUUUAUUGGAGAAUCUGGAUCUUGAUGCUCCGAUCCAUCGCGACUUGCCUGGCCUGCUUGCUCAAGCGAGCUUUGCCAAGCUGGGUGAAGAAGAAGUCGAUGCAUUUGAAGCUUAUUACAACGAACGGCCCGCACCAACGAGCAUUUCAUCUUCGACACCAGCACUGGACCGCCUUGCCGAUCCCGAGGAGUCACAAUCUGGAGGUUAUCAACAACAGCCUGACGAAGACGCCUACUUGGACCCAGAUAUUGUAGCACGGCGAAGGGCAAAGCGCUUGGAGCAAAACCGAGACGAUCCGUUCUAUAUUUCCAGUGAUGCUAACGUUGCAGAGCAAGCAUCUAUCCACAACAUCAUUCAAAGCAGUAACGGCGAUGAUGUGGACAUCGACUCCAUCCCCAUUAUGAAACUAGAUCUUGACCAAAUUUCUGUCCCAAAGCAAGCACCUCAGCGCCAGGCGCCGAAGCCUAGGCAGCAGAUCACAGUGGCAGCAGACGAGAUGCUACAAAGCAGUGGCGCUGGCACGCCGCGCUACGACUCCGAAGGCAAUGCCGAAUCUGCUGCCAAAGCUAAAGCGCGCAAACUCAAACAGGGCCUUCUACAGGUCGAUUCUAGCACCAUUGGUUCAUUCAGCCUAGAGGGGGAGCCUAAGCAUGCCCUCAGCCUGCAGCAGCAGCAAGAAGAAGAGGCAGAAAUGCAAAAAGCGAUGCAUGAGGUUGAGAAGCUACGCUUGGAGAUGCAGCGCGCAAACGAACGUAUUCAAGUAGCACAGGGUGUCGACACUGCCGGCAUCAUUGUUAAGAAAAAGAAGAAGAAGAAGGUGGUCAAGGAUGGCGAAGCAGCAGACAGCACUGAGAUUAAAGUCAAGAAGAAGAAGCCCAAGGUAGGUGACGAUGGAGAGGUCGUUGUAACUAAGAAGAAGAAAAAGCGAGCGCCAGUGACGUUUGACGACGAGCCAAAACCACUGGAUAGUUAA